Messenger RNA from Etheostoma spectabile (orangethroat darter), 8985 nucleotides. It is a transcript of the gene arhgef18b, whose product is annotated as rho/rac guanine nucleotide exchange factor (GEF) 18b. The transcript has 32 exons. Bases 110 to 5146 code for a protein of 1678 amino acids. The record is from RefSeq and is a predicted model, not a curated record. Lineage: Eukaryota; Metazoa; Chordata; Actinopteri; Perciformes; Percidae. Gene Ontology annotation, molecular function: guanyl-nucleotide exchange factor activity. Gene Ontology annotation, biological process: small GTPase-mediated signal transduction.
UUUCUCUUUCUCCACUCCCUCCGUCCCUCCCCCCUUCUUCUUGCUGGGUGCCAGAGCUCCAGUGUGAGCGAGCUCCAGUUCCAGCUGGCCUCCCCAUUGCGCUGCUCGUAUGGCGGACUCUCCACUUAACAACUCCUGGCCCUCCUUCUCCAAACUCUGGAUGAAGAGAUGGUCCUUCAAGAGAGCAUCAGAGUGCAAGCCAUGUCAGUCCUGUGGGCCUCCCAGUGCCCAGAUUUGUGUCCAGCCUCAUACUCACAGUGUGACAGGAUCUUCCUCUUCACUAUCCCCUGCCUCAGUCACUGAGGAUGUCUUCUUUGGUAGUACCAAUAAGGACCAGGAUGCGUGUUCAGUAGUCAGUGACUACGACUGCCCCUGUGCGGAGGUGAGCAACAGUGUGGAAGACCUACUGAGCUUCAGCUCUUCUCUCAGAGAGUCUGAGUACUUUAAAGACCUGCAGGGAGAGACAGCAUCUUCCACAGAAACCACAGUCCCAGAGAGCAAAACCCUAAAUGUUGGCUUACAGGUGUCCCUAAACACACACAGUCUUGCCAUCAACCAGCCUGCACAGACUUCAUUGAGCACACUCUGCCCUCAGGACAAUGCACUCGUUUCCCCCUAUUAUAUACAGCCGGCAAAAGAACUUCAUAAAAACUUUAUGGUCACUCAGCUAAGUCCGAAGUUAUUGCCAGGUUGUACUAUUGAUCGCGGUGACUCCUCAAGCCCUGCAGCAGGACUUAGCUUGACAAUUAAUCUGAAUGGACUGUUGGGGUCAAUGGAAACAGCAAAAGGAAUAACUGGACCAGAAGAAGUAAAGGAGCAAUCCACUAUGGAUUUUGAUGGCGAGUCAGACCUGGACAGCGUUCCCAUAUUAGUUAGAUCCAUGUCAACGUCUCGGAGGCACAGCUGGGGUGUCCCUGUGUCCCCCAUCAACCUGGGCAGGAGACUGAGUCUGGAUGCCAUGGCCAUGGACAGCGAUGGAGAGGGAGAGGAUGAUGAGGAAGGACAAAAAUGUCUCUUCCAGUCGACCCAGCAGACCUACAGCUGCACAGCAUGUCCUGGAGAGAAGACAGAUGACUCCAGGCUGAGGCUCCCCUGUCCAAGAGCCAGGGUCACUAGCAUGGCUAGUGGUGGCAGGCAUCUGUACUCCCGCUCAGAGAUCCUCGCCACCGACGAAUGUUCCCGUGCUGCACACAUUUCUCGUGUUGUGCAGACAUCCAAACAGGCCGCAAGGGCAGCGGGAGCAGAGGAGUUUGACCCUGAAGAAAACUUACAUUCUACUGAAGGACAUAUGCUGAUGGUACAGAAAGUUCUGCAGGAGCUAAAGCUGUACCAUGGAGCGAAGCAGAGGAACAACAGACCAGACACCAAAGUUUCAGGAAAUGUCACUUGGUACGAGUUCCUCAAUGAUGAAAAUGAUGAAGAGGAGGAUCGUACAGAGAAGGUGGAGAAAGGCACCAAGGUGAAGAGGACUCUAAGCUCUCUAAGGAACAGGGUGACCGGCUCCUUCAAUAAAGAUAAGGGUAAGAACCGAGAAAAAGAGCAGCAGAAAGAGAAGGGGAAGGAGAAGGAGCGGGAGGCAAAAGAGAGAGUGUGUGACAGCAGCAGAAGCAACAGUCAUUAUUUGACGCCAUGCGCUUUCUCCAGCUGUGCCACCUGCUCACUGUGCGGCAAGACCCUGCAGAGAAAGCAUGGCCUGCAGUGCAUGAAUUGUGCUGUGAACGUUCACAAGAGCUGCAAGUCUCUGCUGGGUGAGUGCACCAGCAGCAGGAAUAAGAGAGAUUUUCCAUUGAGGACUGGCUCUUCAGGAUCUCCUAAUUUUGCCCUUAAAGACCGGGACAGAGAGCGAGAGCAUACUGGCCCAGCCUCAUCACAGGCCCUGGAUGGCCACCCAGGUUUACACAGCACCCCAGGCAUGACCAUAAGUCCGUGGGGACCUAGCACUCAGUACACCAGCUCCACCACAGCCUCCAGCCUUGGCCACAGCCUCCGUCACCGCAACAGCUUAGGAUCCCUCCCUGGGGAGAUGGAUGAGACCGAUGCUCUCCGCUCCAAACGCUGCAACGAAGACGCCAUUUCCCUUGCUCCCUCCACUGCCGAGUCCAUCAUCGUCGAAGAUGCUCACUAUGCAGCAGUGCGGGCUGAUCUGGAGUCUGAUGCCCAGGACCUGGAGGCAGAGUCUUGGAGUUUGGCAGUUGACCAGCAGUUUGUCAAGAAGCACUCUAAAGAAAUGGUGAAGAGACAGGAUGUGAUAUAUGAGCUGAUGCAGACGGAGAUGCAUCAUGUGCGAACACUGAAGAUAAUGCUGCGUGUGUACGUCCAUGAGUUGAAGGAGAACCUCCAGAUGGACUCAGGCAAGCUGGACUGCCUGUUCCCCCGCUUGGAAAAUCUUCUCGAGCUUCACACACAUUUACUGUCUCGUCUCAAAGAGCGACAGCGAGAAAACCUUGUUACGCCCAACGACAGGAACUACGCAAUCAACAGAUUGUCAGACAUUCUGAUCACGCAGUUCUCAGGUGAAAUAGGAGAGAGGAUGAAGGACAGCUACGGAGAUUUCUGCAGUCACCACACGGAGGCUGUCAGCUACUACAAAGAACAGCUGCAAAACAACAAAAAGUUCCAAAACAUCAUACGGAGAAUCAACAACCUUUCCAUUGUGCGGAGGUUAGGAGUAACUGAAUGUAUUCUGUUGGUGACGCAGCGCAUUACCAAGUACCCAGUACUAGUGGAGCGCAUUUUGCAAAACACUGAAGCGGGUUCAGAGGAGCAUGAGGAUCUGUCUCGGGCACUGGGUCUCAUUAAAGACACCAUCGUUCAGGUUGACACGCUCGUUAAUCUCCAUGAAAAGAACUCUCGACUCCGGGAAAUACACAACAAGAUGGAGCCAAAGGCACUGGGAAAAAUCAAAGAUGGCAGAGUGUUUCGCAGGGAGGACCUUGUGCAGGGCAGGAGACGACUGCUGCAUGAGGGCACAGUCAACUGGAAAGCUGCUUCUGGCAGGCUCAAAGAUAUUCUUGCAGUGCUCCUCUCAGAUGUGUUGCUCUUGUUACAAGAGAAGGAUCAGCGAUAUGUGUUUGCUACAGUGGAUAACAAGCCGUCAGUGAUCUCUCUUCAGAAGCUGAUUGUCAGAGAAGUGGCCCAUGAGGAGAAAGCCAUGUUUCUUAUUUGUGCCUCGUCCAAUGAGCCAGAGAUGUACGAGAUCCACACCAACUCCAAGGAGGAGCGAAACACUUGGAUGGCACACAUACGGCAAACUGUUGAGAGUUGUCCUCAUACAGAAGAGAGACUGUUCAGUGAGGAGGAAGAGGCCCGGGCUUUCAGGCUCAAAGAAUUUCAAGAACGGCUGAGCCAGAAGGAUGCAGUGAUCAUCCAGGCUCUCACUGAGAAGCUGCAGCUGUUUGCGGACAUGGCAGAGUCUGUGGCAGGUCUAGAGGACACAGCUUCACGUUCCAGACUUCUGCUUCGAGGAGACGCCUCAGACCUCCAGCAGGGGGAGGCCCUCCUUAAAGGAGCUAUCACUGAGGUGGAGAACCUGCAGAACCUUCUGCAGUCGGGAGUGAGGGACGAGGCUCCAACCUCACGGCUGGAGGAAGGGAACGGCUCUGGGGUUCUGCCCAGGCGAGCAGAUACCUUUGGGGGCUAUGACAGCAGCCCCAACAUCCUCAGUAAGAAUGGCAGUGUGAAGAAGAACUUUUCUGGCGAGUGUAGAAACCGAGACAGAAGCCAGAGAGCCAGCUCUGACCCUCAGCUCAAAGACCUUUGUGGCAGCCACACCCUGGAGCAGACGGUUGAUGAGAGCUGCUGCUCUCCCGCCAGAUGGAACAGCAUCUGGUCCAACUCCUUCCCCGAGGCUGAGUUCUUUGACAGAGUGCUGAUGCUCUCCCAAAGGCUCUAUAGCCUACAGGCCAUCAUAUCACAGCAGGACAGUCACAUUGAGCUGCAGCGGGCCUCGUUGACAGAGCGGGCCUCCCUGCCCGGCCGCCACAGAGGGAAUGUGCUCUUGGAGCAGGAGAAACAGCGGACUCUGGCCCUGCAGAGAGAAGAGCUGGCCAACUUCCACAAGCUGCAGUCUCAGCACCGGCAGGAGCAGCAGCGCUGGGAGAAGGAGAGGGAGAGGCACCGGCAUCAAGUCGAGGCCACUGAAGCCAGGCUCCGACAAAGGGAGGAGGAGUGUAGACGGCUGGAGAGUCAUUUGACAGAAGAGAGGAAGGAGCUGGAGAGUCAGAGGGAGACGUACCAGCAGGACCUGGAGAGGCUAAGAGAGUCCACCAGAGCUGUGGAGAAAGAAAAGGAACGCCUGGAGCAUCAAAAGAAGAUCAAGAGGAAAACUAUUGAGGUGGCUCCUCUGUCUGGCAGUCUGAAUGGGGAGCUCCUGAUGUCCUCUGGCCUCAACACCUCCCCCAGUGUCUCGGACCUGCCCCUCCCUCAGAAGCCCCUGGUGCGCGCCAGCCUGUCUGUUGCACCAGCCGACUAUCAAGAGCGCCCUGAAGUGAUGUUGCGGCGGGAGGCGAGCUCUUCCACCCUGCCGCUGAAGACGGAGGUGCCCCUUCAUCUCUUUAGCACCACCAACCAGCAGCACAAACUAGUGGGGGUGCAGCAGCAGAUCCCCACAAAGCUGGCCGCCUUUAGCAGCGGCAAAGGGAAAGGAGGCAAGAUUGGCAAAGCUUCACAUCGCACUGACAGCACUGCCUCGGUGGAUAUGAAACAGAUGCUGCCGCUGAAGCUGUCUGCCCGAGACGACAACCCCCUCAAGGCCAAGCGUUCCAUCAGCCCCCACCAGCAGCUCCCGCUGUCAGCCCCUCCUCAUUCUCUUCCCCUGCAUCACCAUGCAGAUCAACUCAGUCCUCCAGACAGUGCUGGGCCAGACACCCAGCCCACCUCCACUAUCAGCAUCUCCCACCCCAAGGCCCCCAUGCCUCCUGCACAGUCCCAUCCUCAGCCCUCCAUCCAGCCUCCAACUAUCCCUCCCCACUCACAGAGCACCGGCUCCCUCCAGUUCCAGCCCCAUCUGCAGCCGCAGGGCCUCAGUCCGGACGCCCAGGCCCACGUCCAGUUAAAUGUUCACGGGCUCACCCACAGCCACAACAUGCCGCCACCUUACAAGAUUGCCACAGAAGACCUUAAUAAGGAGGACGUCAUCUUCUUCUAAAGUCCAUUUUGGUGCCCCCAGAUCAACCACUGUUUGCAACAACAACAAAAGAAGACAAGAAUUAUGUGAGGGUUGGUGGUCCCAAAUCAACCAUAUGUCCCAUUCCAAGGAGCCACUGGCAUGCGAUGAUGUGUUAUUGAGGAUCAAUAAGGAAAGAUGGUACAACAAUCCGUAACAGAGGGCAGAGCCUUUGUCAGCACUUCAGUAGCUCAUGAAGACAAAACAUUUUAUUCAAGAAAGAUGACCUUUCUAUUUUAACACUGCUACGCCAUCUUUGUUUUUAAGAUGCCACCGUUUCUUUUUAUUUAAUUUUUAGUUUCUCAACUCAAGAGGACGUCAAUUAUGAGGAGACCUUUGGCAAAGCAACAGCUUCUUGUGACAUGUAUCAAAAGGUUAAAAUGAAGUCAAACUAAUCCAAAGACGUUAGCCGCAAGAGCUGAAGGGGAUUUCACAAUGUAAAAAGAAAACCAGUCAGUCAGGCUGGUUAGUGAAGCAUGAAGAAGUGAAAGGUGCUGUGAUGGCGCACUGGCCUAAAGCGUCUGCUUCUACUGGACCUAGAACCACAAGAAACGAUUUAACAGGAACCUGAAAUUAUCCAACUCUUAAUACAGGAACACUUUCAUUUGCACAGUGUAAAUACUCAAUUUUAGACUAAUGAAUGAACUUUUACGGACUAAAUGUGAGUUGUUUGGGUGUACAGUUGUCAAAAUUGUGAAGGUUCCUUUUUCAUUUCAUUUUGUUGUUGUUCUUAACCAUGCUUAUUACAGAAGGCUGAACUGUUUUUUUCAUGCUGUUGUGUAAUGAUGCUUCAUUUCAAUUAAGGGAGAGUUCAGCUUGUAGCAAAUUCUACUGUUUCCAAAUCGUGCAGAGUGAGACAAACUCAGGGAUGCCUUUAUUAUGUCUGCACAGUUUGAUGUUAUGUGAGAUUGGUCUAUUUUAGUCUUUUAUUGCAUUUCUUAGCUGUAGCUCUUCUGAAAAGUGAGUUUUACAAUUAACUCAUGUAGCAAGUGGGUUAGCUGAUUGAUGAAAGCUCACUUCUUUAAUACAGACAUUUGUACAUUUUAUGUUUUUUAAUUAGCUUUCAAAUUUAUAUAUUUCCCAAACUUUUGGCAGAGCUGCUGUUGACCCCCUAGACAUCCAGGAAACUCGAUGUUGCAUCAUUCAGAAUACUGUACCCUGUAGACAUCAAAAAGGCCUUACUGAGUUUGUUACAUUGCACAAAAAUUAUCCCUUUUAAGAGAAACAUCUUUGAAAAACACAUCUGUUGCGAUGUUAGUGGAACCAGAGUUUACUGAACAAUUCAUGACAUUUUAUGUUGCAUGUUUUAAGGGCAAAAUUAACGUUUUAACUGCUUUGGCAGAGAACAGAGAAAAUUUGGGGUUAUAGGCUCCAUCAUAUUAAUAGAAAAUGUAACUUUAUGAUUUUGCACUAGUUGAUCCAGUAGAAUGGGGUGGGGGCUCUGUUAUUCCCAAACGUAAACCGCUAAGAUUAACUGAUAAGUCAAUAAUGACAGAAAGCCUAAAUGUGCAUACUGGAGCACAGUAUUAACACUGUUUUAUAUCUCUCAGUCUUAUAUAUUCUGAAGUGGCUUUAUUCAUAUGGUGCAUCAUGUUCCUAAUUCACAUUCGUCCUCAUAUACACUGAAACAUGCAAUAAGACUUGCAGGACACGUGGCCAGAAAAUUGAGUCAAUGUAAAGUUUAUGCCUUCAGUCCAAGUCAAAAACAAUUUAAGGUUUGUGUGAUUGACAAGAUAUGUUUUUGAAAGCUGUGCCUGACAGAAAAGCAGUACUGUGAUCGGGUGCAGGGGUUUGGCAGCAAAAACAACUUUCAGCUAAAAUUUCAGGCUUUACCUUAAUUCACAGACAAAAUAUGGAGAUGUGGAUCCCUGAUGGAGAUCCCUGUGUGUCUGUGUGUGUGUGUAUGUAUAUGUAUAUAUAUAUAUAUAUAUAUAUAUAUACAAAUAUGUGACAACCCUUUAUAUUAUGAAGUAGUGGACAUAUGAUUGUCCUUUGUGUCUCUGGAGGGAAAAGAUGUUUGAAGAGCUUUUUUGUCCUAGUCCAAGUAAGCUUGUCUCUGAGCUAGCUACAGUUUGAGCAGGUUUGUCUUGAGUCUUUAUGUAUAUUAUGUAUAUUGUUGUACAUACUGUAUGUGUUAUCUUCUGCACCGGCUGCCCUCUUAUACAUUCUUGUAUUAGAAACAGAGAUAUUUGAUGUACAUUGAGAUACAAAAGUCAGCCAAAUGUACGUUUGUGCAUAUGUGAACAUGUACUUAAAAGACACACAUACUGUGUGUGUGUACAAUACGGUACGCCUUGCUUGGAUAGACUCGUGGCAGUUUGAUUAAACCACAAUUGGUCAUUGCUGUUGUUUUAAAUGAACUGAAAAUGAAGGUGUGCAUAUUUAAUCUCCUGAUGUAUGUUGAUGUUGUAGCAUUGAAGUUGAGGUCUUUCUCCUGCAAUUCACGCGUGAUGUUUUGGCAAGAUUAUGUAGCAGUUGUAAAAACAAAAUCAUCUGCUUGUUUCAGUUGGUUAAACCAAAGACACAUUCGGCUAACUGAGUUCCUGUCUGUGCUCUUGUAUGAAGGAUAAACGACACUGUGCUCGUUGUGUGGUCGUCCACAAAGUCUUACUACUCAUAAAAGCAUGUGUUUACAGCACAUUGCUGUCCAACUCAUAUCCUGCUUCAGGUCUCAUUUUGGGGUUUUCUGUUUGUUUUUCAUCCUCAUGUCCAGAUCACAAAUAUCUCUUUAUACACAUAUAAUUACCUUAAAAGCAGAGUACACAAACAAUAAAUCAAAUGGGGUGUUGAAGUUUGUCAGUAUUCUGAUUUAUAGUGUCACAUCCUAACUAUAGCAUCUGCUGUUUUCAUUAUCAGGAUAUGAGCUCAUCUGAUACAGUUGUAGAAGAUAUUGCAUUUAUAUACACCAUUUCUUAAACACCACAACAAUGUGAUAUCAAUAUGCCUGUGAACAUACUUGGUAUAAAUACACCAACCAAUAAAAACGUAAAUAUUUUUUCUGACUGACAAAACAAUCCUAACUUAAGGUCCACUCACAAGCUUUUUUUUGUCCAGAGCUUUCAAUCCAUAUCACACUGUCUUCAUCAGUUUAGUUGAGCUAAAUGCUUGACUUACAGGCCAACACGGACGAGAAGAUAGUGGAGCUUGAAUUUGGAUUGUUUUGUUAGACUAAUUUCUCAAGAAUAAAAAGGACCUUUCAUGCUUGACUUUCAAGACAUUCCCAUUUCAGUACAUAUCCUUUGUUUUCAAGUGUCUCCUGUAAUUCGGUGUAAGAGUACUUCGGUUCUGCUCCAUGUAGCCUACUUGACUUUUAGUGAACCUCAACAGAAGAGGUGGAUGCUGCCUUGUUGCUGCCACUGUUUGGAUCAUUUCAAGUUUUAAAUGUUCUUUUGCUGUUCUGAAAUGCUUAACCUCUUUCAUCAGUUUUAAAGUCAGUUUGUGUGUGUGUGUGUGUGUCACCAAAAAUGGAAACAUUUCUAACAGACUUGGUUCCAGUGUAUUUUUCUUUAUACACUCACUUAUCCAGCAUAUUGGACCUGUAAUGUGUAAAUAAUCAUGAACAUAUUUUAUUACCUUGGCCAAUUUUACACUAGUCACUUUGGAUAGUAGCAUACUUGAAGGGGAAAAUGAAUGUUUAUAAUACUUAUUAUUAUUGUCUGUGAACUUUUAUUUACCAAGAGCUAUCUAAUGAUGUGUGUAGCACACAGCAAAACUGAUUUUUGUACCGUUUUAUUUUAUUCACUGCAAGACGUUAGGUUAGAAUGACCUGUGGACACAAACCGCUGCAUUAGAGAGGGAUUAGUAAUAAAUGAAUGAAAUGA